This is a messenger RNA of Menidia menidia (Atlantic silverside), 1628 nucleotides long. The record is from the annotation of a GenBank genome assembly. Lineage: Eukaryota; Metazoa; Chordata; Actinopteri; Atheriniformes; Atherinopsidae.
CAUGCUUACGUCUGGGACCUCAGUUCCGCAUUCCUGAGCCUCGCAGCCGACAUCGGUACUUAAGCGGGCUGAUGCAACGACCUCUGCUCAGUCGAAAAGCCAGGCCGCCUCCCUCCCGCCGCCUCUUGUUGUGACUGCGGAUUUUGGGCGCUGGGAAGCGUCCAAACGGAGUUCAUCAUUGACAGAAGACGACUGACUAGUUUUCUCUGACGGCGGUGGUGGCCGGGUUGGACAUGAUGCCGGGACAGAUACCUGACCCUUCGCUGGCGGCGGGCUCCCUGCCCAGCUUGGGCCCGCUGGCGGGCAUCUCGGCCACCACACUCACUGAUCAGCUGAAGCUGGCAGACUUCCACCAGCUGGGCUCCAUGCUGUCCCCCCUGCAUUUCCUGAGCAGGCUGGGGAAGAGGCCACUGGCCAUCAAGACAGAGAGGGAUGAAGAUGAAGAAAGGAGGAAACGAAGACGAGAGAAAAAUAAGGUAGCAGCAGCUCGAUGCCGAAACAAAAAGAAGGAACGGACCGACUUCCUUCAAAGGGAAUCGGAGCGUCUGGAAAUGGUAAACUCUGACCUAAAGGCCCAGAUCGAAGAACUCCGAAUGGAGAGGCAGCAGCUGAUGGUGAUGCUCAACCUCCACAGACCCACCUGCAUCGUGCGAACCGACAGCAUCAAAACACCAGAGAGCGAGGCCAACCCGCUGCUGGAGGAGCUGUCCACAGAAACCAAGUGAAGACAGGGAACGCGGGGACUGUAAGGCCCUGAUGCCCACACUAGCAACACCACAGCUGCCAUUUCAAUGAAAACAUUACUGGCAAUACAAUUCUGAACAAGCACUUGAGCUCCAAGCUGGAGACUUUUGCCCAAUGAUCUGAGGUUUUGGGGCUUCCUCAGUACUGCUACAGGAGCUGGCUUUGACCAGCGGAAGAAUGAAAAUCCCCAGUUUCAUCUCCACGAUAAACGUCGUCUUUGACACCUGCUGUGCCUGGUUGUGGCUUCCACCAUCUCUACAACAAAGGGACCAAUGAACAGAGGAGAGGAGAGGAGGACUGGACACAGCGCUGAGGAAACACACUAAAAGCAACAUGGUGCUCUGUUACAAAAGCCCCGAGUAGAUUGUGUGACAUUGUUUCAAUGCAGAAACUCACAAAGGCUUAGUUUUCCGCAGUUUUCUUACGUAUACUAACUGAAAUAUACAGGUGUAGAGUUAUUAGGUUACAAUACUCGAUACAAAUACACCAGAUGGAGUUGAGUUUUUUUUUAUGUUGAUUUCUAUGCCCUGCCCCAACGGUGGCAGUUAUCUGUUGAUCCGAUUUGUGGUGACGCUGGCGUCAUGAAAAGCACAUAUUCACCAGAUGUUUACACCCUUAUUUUUUUGGAGUUGUUGUCUGUUCAAUAUUGUACUUGUUUUAUACGGCUUUGUAUUCCUAAACAUAUGAAAUGCUUUGUUAAUCACUUGAGGUGAUUUUGUCUUUUCAGUCUUUUCCAGUCGGUCGUGUUGCGCUGUGAAACAGCUGUGAAAACCAGCAGGAAUCUCUAUAGCUGAGCAGUAUUCAGUGUCCUGUUCUGCACCUGUAUCUAUGUAUGAACACUCUUAUCUUGUAUAGAUUAAAUUUUAUUUUCUAACUACGACAAA